AUGUCUCCUGCUUCAGGGUCCAAAGGUGACAAUGGCGCCAACGGAGCCAACGGGGCCAACGGAGCCAACGGGGCCAACGGAGCCAACGGGGCCAACGGUGCGCAAGACAGCAUAGAUGCCAGCACCGCCCACUCCAAGGGUCAUCUCCAAAUCCAAAAUGGCUUCGACACGCAAGCAAAGCGUGGCUCAGACCAGCCGCCUGCCCUGGGGCAGCAUCAAAAGUCCCAGAGCAGGCAGAGAACCUCCACCCUCGGCGCAAUCAUGCAACUGCGUCAAGCCUCCAAACGACCACUCCCAGUUGAAAGGGGAGACGGCAGGUACAGGACCAUUGUGAAGCGGCCCGGAUUCGUGCAGGAUCUCAAGUCUUUUUCUUGGCGAGACAUCAAGACUCUAAAAGACAUCAUCGGUGCCAAGCUCAAGGGCGAGACCCUUCAAGACGACAAGACCAUGAUCAUGGAGCGCACCAUUCAAUUAGUCAACGCCAUGCCUAACAAGUCCAAGCGGCAAGAGGUUCUGACAAACAUCUUCAUCGAUGAGUUGUGGAACUCGUUGGACCAUCCUCCUCGUUUGUACAUGGGAGACGAGUUCAAGUACCGCCAGCCUGACGGCUCAAAUAAUAACCCGCUGUUGCCGAGGCUUGGUGCAGCUGGAACCCCAUACUCGCGUACUGUGAAGCCUGGUCCAGCCAACAUGGGAGCGCUACCGGACCCCGAAGCUAUCUACGAAGCUGUCAUGGCUCGAGAUGGUUUCCGGAAGAACCCUAACAAUGUGUCGAGCAUAUUGUGGUACUGGGCGACCAUCAUUAUUCACGAUUUGUUCUGGACCAGCGCAGCGGACCACAAUCAGAAUGAUUGCUCUUCGUAUCUGGAUCUUUCACCGCUGUACGGAAACAAUGCGGAAACGCGAGACUCGAUUCGAACCUUCAAAGACGGCAGGUUGAAGCCUGAUACUUUUGCUGACAAGCGUCUGAUCGGCAACCCCCCCGGCGUAUGCGUCCUCUUAAUCAUGUUCAACCGCUUUCACAACUACGUGGCGACCAACUUGGCUGCCAUCAACGAGGGCAAUCGCUUUGCGAGGCCUCCCCCAAACCUGGAGGGCGAGGCGCUUGCCGCUGCCUGGAAAAGGUACGAUGACGAUCUCUUCGAGACGGCUCGUCUGGUUACUUCGGGGCUGUACAUCAACAUCACGCUUGUCGAUUACGUCCGCAACAUUAUCAACCUGAACCGGGUCGACAGCCAGUGGACGCUGGACCCCAGACAGGAGAUGGGAGUAUCCAAAGGAACGUCCAAGGGAUCCGAUAGCGGCGUCGGCAACGCCGUCUCUGCCGAGUUCAACCUGUGUUACCGCUGGCACUCGUGCAUCUCGGAAAUGGACGAGCGAUGGAUACAGGAUUUCUACACGCAGCUUCUUGGAGGAGACUACGGUGAGAUGAACCUGGGAGUGUUGAUAGGGGCCGUCAAGAAGUUCGAGAUGAGCAUCCCGCACGACCCUGCGGAGCGCACAUUCGGCGGCUUCACCCGUCGACCAGACGGCACCUUUGACGACGACGACCUCGUCAAUGCCAUUUCAACCGCCAUCGAACAGCCGGGCGGCGCGUUCGGCGCUCGGAACGUUCCCCGCAUCAUGAAGCCCGUGGAAAUGCUGGGUAUAAUCCGCGGCCGCAAGUGGAACCUCGCCGGUCUCAACGAGUUCCGAAAGCACUUUGGCCUCAAGGCUUACGAUACGUUCGAGGAGAUCAACUCGGACCCUGGCGUGGCAGAGUCGCUUCGCAACCUGUACCAGCACCCCGACAACGUCGAGCUGUAUCCCGGGAUCGUCGCCGAAGAAGGCAAGACGCCCAUGGUCCCUGGGGUGGGCAUCGCGCCUACCUACACCAUCUCGCGAGUGGUGCUUUCGGAUGCCGUGUCUCUGGUCCGUGGUGAUAGGCACUACACGAUCGACUACCAUCCCGGCUACCUGACCCAAUGGGGGUUCAACCAAGCCAACUACGAGUUUGAAGUCAACCAUGGAUGCGUCUUUUACAAGCUCUUCAUCCGGGCCUUCCCCAACCACUUCAGAUACAACUCAGUCUACGCGCAUUAUCCCAUGGCAACCCCUACCGAGAACCGCAAGAUCCUGGCAAGCCUCAAGUGUGCGCAGAACUUCGACUUCAGCCGACCCGAGUUUGUCGCCCCAGCAGUCAAGUUGUCUUCCUACAGCGCGGCCAAGCACGUCUUGGCCAACCAAGACAAGUACACGGCCGCGAGGGAGGAAGGUCUGCAGCACCUCAUGGGCGGACCCAGCAACGAAAAGCUCUUGCUUUCCGGGGAGUACUCCGCUCGCGCGGAACAGCGCAACAACCUGCAGGCACUAUUGCGCAACGAUGGCUGGAAGGCCUCUGUCAAGACCUUCUACGCUUCCGUCGCAGAGAGACUCUUGGCUGAAAAGUCGUGCAAGGUGGCCGGUAUGACUCAGGUUGACGUUAUCCGCGAUGUGGGCAACCUGGCGCACACGCACUACGUUUCGAGAUUGUUCAACUUGUCGUUGAAGUCGAGCGAAAACCCCAGGGGAGCCAUCUGCGAGCAAGAGUUGCAUCAGAUCUUGUCAAUGAUAUCCGCUUGCACCUUGCUGGAAACAGACCCGGUCAAAUGCUAUCCUCUUCGCCAGCAGGCCAAGCAGCUGGCGGCGCGAUUGGCCGUCAUGGUCGAGACCAACGUCAAGCUCAUCAAGACUCUUGGCAUUUGCGGUCUGUACACCGGUGCUGCGGCCAAGAACGACCUGUUAUCUCAGUACGGCGUCAAUCUCGUCAAGACGCUUUCCAAGUCUGGUCUUGACGCCCACGACAUCACGUGGAGCCAGAUUCUCCCAGCUGCUGGAGGAUUCGUGCCCAACCAGGCGCAAAUGUUUGCCACGUCUGUCGAUUGGUACCUCUCCGAAGAAGGCAGGCAGUACGUUCCUGAAAUCCAAAGCCUUGCACAAGGGGAGCCAAACGAGUCCAAAGACGCGUUGCUGCUCGGUUACGCGCUUGAAGGCGUCCGCCUCGCAGGCGCCUCUAGCUUCCACCGUCAAGCCUCCGGGGCAGACAUCAUCACCGAAAAAGGCCGACGGAUCAACAUUCAGCCUGGUGAGCGCGUCCUCGUUUCACCCAGCUCCGCUGCGCUCGAAGAGGCCAGCUUCCCCGAGGCCAGCAGAGUCAAUCCCAGGCGACCGCUCGAAUCAUACCUCCGCCACAGUGAGGGAUCGCUUGCCGCCUUGGGCGAGGAAGUCGCCCAGAUUUCUUUGGUGGAGCUUUUCCGCGCGCUGUUCAGGAAGAGAGGUCUGCGGAGGGUGCCCGGACCGUUGGGUGAGCUCAAGAAGGUUUCGGGGGGCUACAUGUCGGAGGACUGGGGUGAAGUGUGGCCGUUCCCCGUGAGCAUGAAGAUAACGUGGGAGGCUGAAUAG
Ustilaginoidea virens is the source of this 3420-nucleotide messenger RNA. RefSeq lists its product as uncharacterized. The record is from RefSeq and is a predicted model, not a curated record. Gene Ontology annotation, molecular function: monooxygenase activity; heme binding; iron ion binding. The coding region runs from base 1 to 3420 and encodes 1139 amino acids. Lineage: Eukaryota; Fungi; Ascomycota; Sordariomycetes; Hypocreales; Clavicipitaceae. Gene Ontology annotation, biological process: response to oxidative stress. The transcript is spliced from 5 exons.